Brassica rapa (field mustard) is the source of this 3023-nucleotide messenger RNA. Its product is annotated as alpha,alpha-trehalose-phosphate synthase [UDP-forming] 5. Gene Ontology annotation, molecular function: trehalose-phosphatase activity. Gene Ontology annotation, biological process: trehalose biosynthetic process. The record is from RefSeq and is a predicted model, not a curated record. Lineage: Eukaryota; Viridiplantae; Streptophyta; Magnoliopsida; Brassicales; Brassicaceae. Gene Ontology annotation, cellular component: cytosol.
CAUUAAAAUCUACGCCCAAAAAUUAUAGAGAAUUAAAUUAAGACAUAAAGCACAAAUGCAAAAAGAAAUAGAAGUGUUUUUUAAUAAGAAAAAUACAGACUUUAUUAGAAAGAACAGUGAAGAAGUAGCGGAACAAAGAGAAAUGGAGAAAAGAAUCUUUUAAGCUUUCUCUGUCUCUCUCUCUCUCUCUCUCUUUCUCGCAGAGCUGCACUCACACUCACUACCAUUACUCUAAAAAAACACUGAACCUUAUUCACUUGCUGUAGAGAGUUUACACAAACACACACACACACAAGGAGAUAUGGUAUCAAGAUCGUAUUCCAACCUCUUGGAUCUCGCUUCAGGCAACUUCCACUCCUUCUCCCGGGAAAAGAAGAGGUUCCCAAGAGUAGCAACCUUCACAGGCGUCUUAUCCGAGCUAGACGACGACACCAACAGCAACAGCGUCUGCUCCGACGCUCCUUCCUCCGUGGCGCAAGACCGAAUCAUCAUCGUUGGAAACCAACUCCCCAUCAAAUCCCACCGAACCUCCUCCGGUAAACUCACCUUCACCUGGGACAACGACUCCCUCCUCCUACAGCUCAAAGACGGCAUGCGCGAAGACAUGGAAGUCGUCUACAUCGGCUGCCUCAAAGACCAAGUAGACCCAUCCGAGCAAGACGACGUCGCUCAGAGACUCCUCGAGAAUUUCAAAUGCGUCCCUGCUUACAUCCCGCCUGAGAUCUUCACCAAGUACUACCACGGCUUCUGCAAGCAGCAUCUGUGGCCAUUGUUUCACUACAUGCUUCCUCUAAACCCUGAUCUUGGAGGCAGGUUCGACCGCUCCUUAUGGCAAGCGUACCUCUCCGUUAACAAGAUCUUUGCUGACAAAGUCAUGGAGGUCAUUAGCCCAGACGAUGACUUCGUCUGGGUACAUGACUACCACUUGAUGGUUCUCCCUACUUUCUUGAGGAAGAGGUUUAACAGAGUGAAGCUAGGGUUCUUCCUCCACAGCCCCUUCCCUUCUUCAGAGAUUUACCGAACUCUCCCUGUCAGAAACGAGCUCUUACGCGCCCUCCUCAACGCUGACUUGAUCGGGUUCCACACCUUUGACUACGCUAGACACUUCCUCUCUUGCUGCAGCAGGAUGCUAGGCUUGUCCUACCAGUCCAAAAGAGGAACCAUAGGGCUUGAGUACUACGGCAGAACCGUCAGCAUCAAGAUCCUCCCCGUUGGGAUCCACACCAGCCAGCUUCAGUCGAUUCUAAACCUCCCCGAGACUCAGACCAAAGUCGCUGACCUUAGAGACCAGUUCUCCGACCAGAAGGUCCUCCUCGGCGUCGACGACAUGGACAUCUUCAAAGGAAUCAGCCUCAAGCUCCUGGCCAUGGAGCAGCUUCUCCAGCAGCAUCCGGAGAAGCGAGGACGAGUUGUACUCGUCCAGAUCGCCAAUCCCGCGAGAGGCCGCGGGAAAGACGUCCAGGAGGUUCGGUCCGAAACCCUAGCCACCGUUAAACGUAUCAACGACACGUUCGGAAGGCCAGGGUACCAGCCUGUGGUCCUCAUCGAUGAACCGCUUCAGUUCUACGAGAGGAUCGCUUACUACGUGGUCGCAGAGUGUUGUCUCGUGACGGCUGUGAGAGACGGUAUGAAUCUCAUCCCUUAUGAGUAUAUCAUCUGCAGACAAGCUAACCCCAAGCUCAACGAGACGUUAGGACUCGACCCUUCCGCUGCUAAGAAGAGCAUGCUUGUAGUCUCCGAGUUCAUCGGUUGCUCUCCUUCCUUAAGCGGCGCCAUUAGAGUGAACCCGUGGAACAUCGACGCGGUCACCGAGGCCAUGGACUAUGCAUUGAUAGUUUCAGAAGCGGAGAAGCAAAUGCGUCACGAGAAGCAUCACAAGUACGUGAGCACGCAUGAUGUUGCUUACUGGUCGCGCAGCUUUAUACAGGAUCUUGAGAGGGCGUGCGCGGAGCACGUGAGGAAGAGGUGUUGGGGGAUAGGGUUCGGGUUAGGGUUUAGGGUUGUGGCGCUUGAUCCGAGUUUUAAGAAGCUUUCUAUUGAGCACAUUGUCUCGGCUUAUAAGAGGACUAAGAAGAGAGCUAUUCUUGUGGAUUAUGAUGGCACGAUGGUGCAGCCGGGGUCCAUUAGGACGACGCCUAGCAUCCAAACGAUCGAGACCUUGAACAAGCUGUCUAGUGACCCCAAGAAUAUCGUUUAUCUCAUCAGCGGGAAAGAUAGGAAGACGCUAACCGAAUGGUUUUCUUCGUGUGGUGAUCUUGGUUUGGCCGCAGAGCAUGGAUACUUUAUAAGACCAAAUGAUGGAACAGAGUGGGAACCAUCGAGUCUAGUGUCGGCUUUUGAGUGGAAACAAAUAGCAGAGCCAGUGAUGAGACUCUACACUGAGACUACAGAUGGAUCAACAAUAGAGACUAAAGAGACUGCUCUAGUUUGGAACUACCAGUUUGCUGAUCCUGAUUUUGGAUCUUGUCAAGCCAAAGAGCUUAUGGAACACUUAGAAAGUGUGCUCACGAAUGAUCCGGUCUCUGUCAAAACCGGACAACAACUCGUUGAAGUUAAACCACAGGGCGUGAACAAAGGUCUUGUGGUGGAGAGGCUUCUAACGACGAUGCAGGAACAAGGGAAGCUGUUGGAUUUCAUUCUAUGCGUGGGAGAUGAUCGGUCUGAUGAGGAUAUGUUUGAGGUGAUAAUGGGUGCUAAAGAUGGUCCUGCUUUGUCUCCAGUGGCUGAAAUAUUCGCUUGCACCGUUGGUCAAAAGCCAAGCAAAGCUAAGUACUACUUAGACGACACUGCAGAGAUUAUCAGAAUGCUCGAAGGUCUAGCCACCUCUGAUCAAACCGCUUCAACCGCGGAGGUUCCAACAAAAGAUAUCUUCUAAAGGAUUUGUGAAACGUGAGUUUAAUUAAGAGUUUGUUUGUGUAUGACUUGUGUGUAUGGUUUUCAAGUUUAGGAAUGUCUUUUCUCUACUGUGUUGGAUUAACGUAAACACAUGAUUAAGAUUAAGGUAAGCAACUCUUCUUCAUGUA